CUUGCCUCCGCCUUCUUCCCGGGGCUCUUCAUCCUCUGCAUCCGGUUACUGGGCUGGGCCGCCCCGGGAUGGAGCCUCAAGGAGCGCAUCCUCCUCAGCGGCAGGUUGGUGUCAACGGUCCAAGCCAUGAUGGCAACGGUGUCGGGGAUCACGGUUGUUCUUAACUGCAAGGACGUGGUGUACGACAGGCACUGGCUGGCUGUGGAAUACAUCUGGGUCCUCGUUCCCUACAUGACCUACGACAUUUACGUCAUGUACCUCUGCCACUGGCACAAGAGCAUGGACAAGGGAGUGGCGGAGAAGAAGCACUCGCUGGCCAGCAUUUGGAGCUUCCUCCUGCAGGAGCGGCUGAUGGUGACCCACCACCUCUUCAUCCUCAUCGUGCUCACCCCCAUCACCCAGCAUUUCAGGGGAGAACUGGGGGACUUCUUCGUGGGCUGCAUCUUCAUCGCGGAGCUGAGCACACCUUUUGUAUCGCUGGGCAAAAUCCUCAUGCAGCUCAAAAUGCAAGACACGCUCCUGCACAAGGUGAACGGGAUCCUCAUCCUGGUGACCUUCUUCCUCUGCCGUAUUCUCCUCUUCCCCUUCAUGUACGCGGCCUACGGCAGGCAGGUGGGGCUCCCCAUUUACAUGGGGCCUUUCCGCAUCCCCCUGCACUGCAACAUCGCCAACGCCUCCCUCAUCGCUCCCCAGCUCUACUGGUUCAGGCUCAUCUGCCGCAAAGCCGCCCGCCUCUACGGCAGCUCGCCCGCCGACAAGAGCAGAUAACGGCUGGUAGCCACAGCCCAGCGUGGGGGGCUAAAAAAAGGCUCAGCCCCCUCCUCCCCAGCUCUUCCACCCUUCCAUGCCAGCGCUGCGGGGACCAUCGUGGAAGCAGAGGGGCAGAAGCAGCGAUACCACUGGGCUUUUUUAGCUGGAAGCAGCCUCGCCGUCUCCACCGCCGUGCCAGGCAGCACCAGCCUGGGUUCAGAAGGCUUUCUUCCCACGCUGCUCCAGGGCCUCGUGUCCUCCCACCCGUGGGAGCUGGGGCAGGAGCCAGCGAGGAGGAGGAAGCCUGCCCAUAAGCACGACAUUCCUUCUGGGAUUCAACACUGUGGCCUCGAACUAACGGUUACACGAGAGGGGUUUGUUACAAACCCCCCCCCUCCCUGCGUCUUUCAGGGCUGACACCAGACACCAGCACUGCAGCCAGGAGAUGAUGCAUGCCCAGCCCCACACAGCAGCCCUGGGGGCUUGGGGAGCCCUGUGCUGGACCUGCCACAGCCCCAACUCACUCCUCCAGCUCUUGUUUACAGCCUCCAGGCUGUGGCACGGUUCUGCACAGCCUGUUCCUGACCGUUACCCACUUCGCCUCUACACUACAGCAGCGUUCAGCCUCUCACCUCCCACUGCUGCCGGGAUCAAACUCAUUUAAGACUCUACUUAACCCAAAGGUGCUUUUCACUACAACCAUCUGGUGCCUGUGGCUGACAGUCCCGGGCUCGGGGGGCUCAGGUGUCCCCAGGAGGCUGGAGGGGAGAGAAGCUCAUGCCAGGAUAGAGAAAACGGUUGUGCUGAUUCAGAGCAAUGCUGGCAGGGCAGAGCACCCAAGGCUGAAGGGCAGGAUGGGGACAGGAGACUGCUAAGUCCCCAUCUCUGGGCACUAUGCAGAGCCCUUUGUUGGCAGGGGAUGCGACUUUCAACCCUCUCCCCUAACUGCAGUUGCUUUUACUUGCCCCACGUGCCCCCAGCAAAUAUGUGAAAGCCUGAAUAGCACACCCUGCCCUGCUCUCCCACCCCGUGGUACCGGUACAUCCUGAGCUCCGGUUGUACGGUCCAUCUCACUCCCCCGCAAGGCGAAGUCUGCCAGGGAGGGAACUGGGUCAGCACAGGAGGAAACGGCAACGCCAGAGCAGGGCAGAGCCGUGUCCUUCAUCAGUUUGGCCCAUUUCCACCUUCAGUCACAGCAAAACGGGGUCAGGCUGCCCGGUUUGCCCUGCACAGGCCUGAGCGGGUGUGUGCCCGUCAGACAGCAGCAGUCUGGUUCCUUCCCUGCAGCCAGCACAAGCCAGGGCACCCACCUCCUCCCUCCAGCCUCCUACACUCACCCGGGGUCCCCCUGCACCAGCACAGCCCCCCUCAUGCCCAGAGACCUGCAGCCACUCUGUGCCUUUCAUUCCGUCUAAAAAACAACGGCUGGAAGGGCCGAGGACCCAGUUACUUUUGGGUGUCGGAUCUCGCCCCAGCCACAGCUGUGUUCUGGAAAGACUGAAAUAAAAGGGGCUCUACCAACAUGCACUCGGUUAUUGCAGAAACACUACUGUCACCUUAACCACCCAGACCAGCUGAUUUUAUAAACUGCUUGCUACCUGUUAAGAGAUGUUUGUAUCUCGCUGUUUUCAUUGCGAAUAACGUGCCUUAUGUAAGGAGGACAAAAAAAAAAAAAAAAAAGCCAACGAGGCAUCUCAGUUUGCACUAACACUGCCCUAUUUACUGUUGCACCUAUCAGAAGACCAAUAAAGAUUUCCUCUCUGAGUCACACCA
Molecule: messenger RNA, 2523 nt
Organism: Calidris pugnax (ruff)
Lineage: Eukaryota; Metazoa; Chordata; Aves; Charadriiformes; Scolopacidae
Gene: TLCD3A
Product: family with sequence similarity 57 member A
Exons: 5
Biological process (GO): lipid homeostasis
Cellular component (GO): membrane; endoplasmic reticulum
Source: RefSeq, a predicted model, not a curated record